AUGGGUGAAAAGAGAGCAAAUCCCAAAAAUGAUGGGGGAAAAAAUAAAAGGAUGAAAUAUAGACUUGCUACUGGUAUGAUAGAUCCUGGGACUUCCGGAAUAUAUGCUACUUGUGCUAGAAAAAAAGAACGGUUUGCAGUUCAAGAGUUGGGCUUAUUAUUUGAGGAAAAAUUGCAGGAAUACUAUGAAAAAGAAUUGACUGAUCUUGCCAAGGAAGGUAAAAUAGCUUCUGAUCUUGAUGAAGAAGAACCUGCGGAAUUAUCUAUUGAGGAGCAAAUUAAACAAGAGUUAUCUGAAAUUAAGAGGAGUAACUCAAAAACUAAAACCUUCGAUAAUAAUGGUAGACAAAAGAAAGAAAUUUUACAAUUUAUUGAUUUAAAUUGUGAAUGUGUUGUCUUCUGUAAAACAAGAAGACCAAUUAUUCCUGAAAAGUUCGUAAAAAGAAUCAUUGAAGAAUUAGCUGAUCCCUCAAAUAUGGAAAAGCGUACUAGAUAUAUUCAAAAAUUAACACCCAUUACAAAUUCUUGCAAUGCUUCUAUGGACCAAUUUAUUAAAUUACUUGAAAUAGUAUUAGAACCUCAUUUUCAUUCAAAAGAUGUUCAUCAAGAUUACAAGUUUGCUGUUGAAGUUACUAGGCGUAAUUUUAACACAAUGGAAAAGAUCGAUAUGAUUAAUCAAGUUGUCAGUCAAGUUAGUAAGUCAGAAAAUCAUAACCAUACUGUUGAUCUUAAAAACUAUGAUAAACUAAUUCUUGUGGAAUGUUUCAAGAGUAACAUUGGUGUGUCAGUUGUAGACGGUGAUUAUCUAAAAAAGUAUAAAAAAUAUAACAUUCAACAAAUUUUUGAAGCAAAAUUUAAGAAGAACGCUGAAGAAAAUGAAAAAGAGAACAUGAGAUCUGCCACAAAAGAAUGA
Messenger RNA from Henningerozyma blattae CBS 6284, 912 nucleotides. RefSeq names its product putative tRNA acetyltransferase (gene TAN1). The coding region runs from base 1 to 912 and encodes 303 amino acids. The record is from RefSeq and is a predicted model, not a curated record. The transcript has a single exon. Gene Ontology annotation, molecular function: RNA binding. Gene Ontology annotation, biological process: tRNA modification. NCBI's taxonomy places the organism in Eukaryota, Fungi, Ascomycota, Saccharomycetes, Saccharomycetales, Saccharomycetaceae.